Molecule: messenger RNA, 1182 nt
Organism: Acanthosepion pharaonis
Lineage: Eukaryota; Metazoa; Mollusca; Cephalopoda; Sepiida; Sepiidae
Source: the annotation of a GenBank genome assembly
AUGGUUGGUUGCGAAGGUGACAACUCCGGCACCUGGGUGGUGCUAACAACCCGACUAGAUUUACCGUCGUAUGUACUGCACUUCCCUCGGACAUAUCUCACAGCUUCAGUUGCGUCUUUUACUGACAAACAAGCAUCAUAUCUUCUGGCAGUUAUACGAUACAAGUCCGUGAUAGCUGGAGUCGGCAAGCUGUCUUUCAUAUUUUCUUUUUUUCUUUCCUUCUUUCUUUCUUUCUUUCUUUCUUUCGUCGAGUUCUCCUCCUCCUCCUUGGCUGUAAUUCUUUCUUUUUCCUUCUUCAAGUUCUCCUCCUCCUUGACUGUCUUUCUUUCUUUCUUCUUUAAGUUCUCAUUCUCUUUGACUAGCUUUCUUUCUUUCUUUCUUUCUUUCUUUCUUUCUUUCUUUCUUUCUUUCUUCGAUUCUCAUUCUCUUUUUGACUUUCUUUCUUUCUUUCUUUCUUUCUUUCUUUCUUUCUUCGAGGUUCUCCUCCUCCUCCUUGGCUGUAAUUCUUUUUUUUUCUUCUUCAAGUUCUCCUCCUCCUUGACUGUCUUUUUUCUUUCUUUCUUCUUUAAGUUCUCAUUCUCUUUGACUAGCUUUCUUUCUUUCUUUCUUUCUUUCUUUCUUUCUUUCUUUGAGUUCUCCUCCUCCUCCUUGGCUCUUUCUUUCUUUCUUUCUUUCUUUCUUUCUUUCUUUCUUUCUUUCUUCGAGUUCUCCUCCUUGGCUGUAAUUCUUUCUUUUUUCUUCUUCAAGUUCUCCUCCUCCUUGACUGUCUUUCUUUCUUUCUUCUUUAAGUUCUCAUUCUCUUUGACUGUCUUUCUUUCUUUCUUUCUUUCUUUCUUCGAAUUCUCCUCCUCCUCCUUGGCUGUAAUUCUUUUUUUUCUUCUUCAAGUUCUCCUCCUCCUUGACUCUUUCUUUCUUUCUUUCUUUCUUUCUUUCUUUCUUUCUUUCUUCGAGUUCUCCUCCUCCUCCUUGGCUGUAAUUCUUUCUUUUUUCUUCUUCAAGUUCUCCUCCUCCUUGACUGUCUUUCUUUCUUUCUUCUUUAAGUUCUCAUUCUCUUUGACUAGCUUUCUUUCUUUCUUUCUUUCUUCGAGUUCUCCUCCUCCUUUCUUUCUUUCUUUUUUCCUUUUCAAGUUUCCUCCUUUGACUUUCUCUUUUUCUUUCUUUCUUUCUUUCUUUCUUUCUUGA